AUGGACUUUGCUGAAUCUAUAAGGGAUAGAUACAGGUCAUCAUGGGACAAAAUCCGACCUCUGAUACACAAUCCUAAAACUAGCAUUCCCAUCCGAGAAGAAAAAGGGUCAAUUAGCUGCAGAAGCAUCAGAGAAGACAAUAAUAUAAAUUCCGGUUUUGAGUCCCCAAAGCUGAAUUAUUCUAGAUCUGUUGCAAAUUGCAUUAGAGGUCUUAACGAAAAGACCACAGAACUCCUUAAAGAAAACCAAAUCUUAAAAAAGGAUAACGAAAAUCUAAAGGCAAGCUAUCUAAAAGAAAAAGAGGAACUCUUAAAAACAAUUGAUGAAAAACAAAAGGCUGCUUGGAUAGAAGAAAAUAAUAUCAAAGAAAAAAUAAGGGAUUUAGAUGAAUUUUCUAGAAAUUUUCAAAUUAAAACAAAUCAGCUUGAACAUGAGCUCGAAAAUGCUCGGCAUGAAUGCGCUUUAAAAGAUAGCGAAAUUCAUAAAUUAAAUACCAUACUACAAACAAGAGAAAAAGAAAUAGUUGAGCUUAAAGAAGAGAGAAUGAAACUAAAAGAAACUUCAAAGGAGGAGCUUGACCAUGCCAAAGCGAUCAUCACGAAACUCCAAAGUGAAAUUAAAUUCCAAAAAUCUGACAAAAAAAAAUUAAAAGAAAUUUAUGCAGAGCAGCAGGCUAGAGAUAUAGAAAAAGAAACUGUAAGAUGGCAAGAAUCCACAAGUAAAAUAGAAAAUGAACUAUAUUAUAUUUUUAUAUAAAUAAAAAAAUAUUUAAAAAUUAUGCUAUAUAGGAUUGAAAUCUCUUUAUGUAGGCAUUUAAGAAUUAAAGAAUAAUUAAAUUAAGAGAUGAAAAUUCAAAUUUGAAAGCUAAAAUAACUGAGCUUGAAGAUAAUAAAGCAUCGCUUAUUGAACAAAAGUAAAAUUCAUAUAGCGCUCAAUCAGAAAUCUUUGUAAAAGAAAUCGCUGAUAUCAAUGAAAAAUUAUUAGCCGUUAUUAGAAAGAAAAAUAAGUCAAGAAGGCCAACAAUGAGCAAAACUAAUAGUCGAGUGUUUGCAAAUAAUAAAGAGUUCACACCAGAUUUAGGCGAAAAAUAUUCAUCAUUCCCUGCACAAAGGCGUGGAGAUUCACAAAUUGUGGAAGCUUCGAUGCUUGAAAAUGAUUUAAAAAUUUUAAAUGAUAGAUAUAAAGAUUUGCUAAGGAUGGGAAGAGAAGGGAAAGAAGAUAUGAGUGUGCUGGGAGUAGAAUUAAAUUCUGUAGCUGCUGCUUUGGAAGCCAAAACUAAUCAUCUGCACUCACUAAAAUCAGUGAUCUCAGAUAAAAUGUCUUACUCCCCCCCCCCCCCUCCGUGAGUGAACAAAAAAAAUUUUGUUCACUCACGGAGGGGGGUUAAUUUUUUUUUUUUUUAAAAAAUUUUAUAUAUAAAUUUUAUAGAAAUGUUUUUUUUUUUCGAAAUUUAAAAAAAUCCUAAUUUGCAAAAUUUGGGAAGCAAAUAUUAAUUUAAUUUGCAAAAUUUAUGUUUUAAAACGCAAUUUGUUUUAAAAUUAAACAGAAUUAGCUCUAGAUUUCAUUAUACUAAUUAUCACUUAUAUAUCAAAAUUUUUUUCCAUUAAAUUUUUUUCUAUUAAAAAAAAUUUUUGUUCACUCACGGAGGGUGGGUUUUUGGUCAAAAAAUGACGAUUUUUCGAAUGGUUUUGUUCACUCACGGAGGGGGGGAGUUAA
Messenger RNA from Blepharisma stoltei, 1716 nucleotides. NCBI's taxonomy places the organism in Eukaryota, Ciliophora, Heterotrichea, Heterotrichida, Blepharismidae. The record is from the annotation of a GenBank genome assembly.